Messenger RNA from Elephantulus edwardii (Cape elephant shrew), 1095 nucleotides. RefSeq names its product chromosome unknown open reading frame, human C11orf65 (gene CUNH11orf65). NCBI's taxonomy places the organism in Eukaryota, Metazoa, Chordata, Mammalia, Macroscelidea, Macroscelididae. The coding region runs from base 1 to 1095 and encodes 364 amino acids. The transcript is spliced from 11 exons. The record is from RefSeq and is a predicted model, not a curated record.
AUGGAGCUGCUGGCUGGACAACCUGACUAUGAAGUUGUUGCAAGUGAGGAACAGACUUCUUUAGAUAAACAAGAUAAAGCUGCCAGAAUCAUUCAGCAUGCCUGGAAACGUCUACUUGAUAUUUCCAUAUUCCAUCAUUUUAAAGACAUGAUUGAUAUAAGAAAACAAGGGGAGCCACAUCAAAUAAUGAAAUAUAUUAAUCCUAAAGAGGCUGAAGUUCUAGAUGCUGCUGCUGGCAUUAUUGUACGAUUCCGAUUAGGUGGUGUUAAAUUUCCACCCAGUAUAUACUAUAAAAUAUUCACUCAUAGACAUAUUGAAGAUCUAUGUGCUAACAGCCCUAGAGAUUAUACAAAUCUUCCACCAAAACAUGUAUCUCAUUUCAAAAGUGAGAAUCCCCCGAAAGAUGAUGGGAGUGGCUGGUAUCGUCGUAUAGAGAACAAUGGCUGGAGACCUGUUUCUGAUAGAUUUUGGAUGCCUUCUGAAAAUGAAAUUCUGGAUAACAAAAAGGAAUUAAAAUUCCAUUUCUCUAAACUAAUGAGAAAGAAAGACUUGGAAAAAAGAAGGAAAAGUAGAAAAAUAGAAUGGAUGAAGCAAAUGUAUUAUGCAGGAAGUCUGGAAGCUAAGUCAACCAAUUAUGAAACUCUUGGUUUAAUUCAUGCAGCAGCAAAAGGGUUAAUUAGGACUUUUGAAAAGGAUGGAGUAGACUCUGUGAUGGAAUGGGAAGUGGAUGAAGUACUGAACUGGACAAAUACACUAAACUUUGACAAGAUGGUGGCUCUCUGGCGGUUCAAAUCUACCAGUAACUCUGCAGCAGAAAGAUGGGCAGUAGAAUCGUUCUUGAAUGGCUACUCGGGACGGGAUGGGAGAGAGAAGAAAGUAAAAACUGUGUAUAUUGCCAGCUGGAAGGAAAUUGCAACAAGCAACUCCUCUGAUAACCUCAAAGGCUUCAGUUUUCAGCCAGCACGGGAAAAACCUUACAGCUGUGAAGUUCUGUUAGAGGACAAGCUAGACACCUCAGAUAAGUACUCAAAACCCAGGACUUACACAGAAUCUUAUUAUACUGAAAUGACACCUGAGUCCGUGUACGAAUGGUGA